AUGAUUGUUUUAGCUUGGUUGGCUCGUCCACCAAGUGAUUGGAAGACGUUUGUGCGUAAUCGAGUCGUAAAAAUAGUCGAAAAAUUUCCUGCCUCUCAUUGGAGUCAUGUAAGAUCAGGUGAAAACCCAGCUGACUUGGCCACUCGAGGUUUAUCUACAAAGCUACUUAUGGAGUCGCCCAUUUGGUUAAAUGGCCCAGAUUUUGUGAAGACAAGUAGUAACGAGAUGAAUUCGGUUGAUAUAGACGAUGAAAUGUGUAAACCUUAUUUCGCAAAGCCGAAGAGUGUGUCGUUAGUCAUGGUAGACAUCAAAUGCGAUGUAGAUGUUAUUAAUUCUUGUUCAUCCUACGAGAAAAUUCGCUGUAUCUAUGCUACGGCUAGUGCUUGUGUGAGACGUUGGAAAUCACUAAUACGUGACAGACAGAAUGUACCUGUCAAAAUUGAGGCUACAGACGUAAUUUUAGCAGAGAAGUGGCUUAUUCGAGUAGUUCAGCAGGAGGCAUACUCUGCUGAUAUAUUGAGAUUGAAAUCUAACAAGGCGGUUAAGAGACGAAGUUGGUUGAGACGAUAUACUCCAUUUAUUGACGAGGAAGGAAUUGUUAGAGCUAAGAGUCGUCUUCAAAAUGCUCCAAUUCCUGAAGGGGCUAAAAACCCAAUUAUUUUGCCAGCCAAUCAUCACUUGGUGAAGCUUUAUGUUUGCCACUUACACGAGAAGUUCUUUCAUGCAGGCCGGUCUUGGUUGAUGACAAAUUUAUCUGCCAAUUACAUUUUCACAGGCGGAAUCAGUCGUUUGAUCAAGACGACAAUUUAUAAUUGCAGGGAGUGUAUUGAGCGGUUUGUACAGGCGAAACCUCAGCAGAUGGCUGACCUCCCAGCUGAUCGCGUCACACCACGACCACCAUUUCAAGUCGUUGGUAUUGAUUUUACAGGAGCUUUUCAUUUGAAAUGCUCAUACCACCGAACCACGAAAUACAUGAAGGCGUAUGCAUGUGUUUUCGUUUGUUUUGUCACCCGAGCCGUACAUAUUGAACUUGUGCCAUCGUUGUCUACUGAGGACUUUUUGAAUGCCCUAAAAUGCUUUAUAGCGAGACGAGGUGUACCAAUCACCAUCUAUUCUGAUAAUGGUACAAACUUCCGAGGAGGAGAACGUUAUUUGAAUUUUGAGAACGAUGACAUUCAAAAAUAUUCGAGACGUAAUACCAUUUCAUGGAAAUUUAACCCCCCCUAUACUCCCCACAGAGGCGGUAUUUGGGAGUCGGCGGUUAAAAGCGCCAAACGAUAUUUACCCAAAAUUACAGACGAGCAGAGGUUCAACGAGAACGAGCUAAGAACUUUGCUUACUCAAGUUGAGUGCAUUCUCAAUUCACGCCCUCUUGCAUACUGUCAAACGUCCGAGCCGCUGGAGGAAGUUUUAACUCCAGGUCACUUUCUAGUUGGUAGAAACCUGAGUGUUCUUCCUGAGCCGAGUGAGCCACCAGCUGGUAUAAAAUUAUCAGCUCAAUAUGAGGCGAAUUGUAGUCGAGUAAGAGACUUCUGGAAAGUCUGGUCUCAAGAUUACUUGAACCAGCUUAAAGCUCGAGUAAAAUGGACAGAUGAAAGGCCAAAUCUCGAAGUUGGUCAGAUUGUCCUACUGAGAAAGACGACGAAUGAGCCAGGUCGUUGGCCUUUGGCUAGAAUUACCAAGACUUUUCCCGAUAGAGACGAUUUAGUGCGUACAGUUGAGGUGCGCACUCCUGAACGUGUCCGAGUUGUGCCUACAAUUCAUGUAGUGCCAUUGCCAACUACAUAG
Molecule: messenger RNA, 1788 nt
Organism: Planococcus citri (citrus mealybug)
Lineage: Eukaryota; Metazoa; Arthropoda; Insecta; Hemiptera; Pseudococcidae
Exons: 1
Coding region: 1-1788 (595 amino acids)
Biological process (GO): DNA integration
Molecular function (GO): nucleic acid binding
Source: RefSeq, a predicted model, not a curated record